This is a messenger RNA of Phragmites australis (common reed), 1592 nucleotides long. Its product is annotated as 2-methylene-furan-3-one reductase-like. NCBI's taxonomy places the organism in Eukaryota, Viridiplantae, Streptophyta, Magnoliopsida, Poales, Poaceae. The transcript has 4 exons. The record is from RefSeq and is a predicted model, not a curated record. Bases 230 to 1408 code for a protein of 392 amino acids. Gene Ontology annotation, molecular function: zinc ion binding; oxidoreductase activity, acting on the CH-CH group of donors, NAD or NADP as acceptor.
CACCGCGUGCGAUGAGCAUCUCCCCCAGAGGCCAGAGCGUUCCCCGCCACUCCAAACCGCCACCAACGGAUAACACCACUCGGCAAGCUGCGAACUACACACAGUCACACACUCACACUGACACACACCCCAAAGCAGCAGCAGCAGCAGCAGCGAGGCAAAGCUCCAUCCUUUUCUCCUCCGAUCCGUUUCAGCAAAGGCGCGGGAUCCCGUAACAUCACCAGCAAAGAUGCAAGCGUCCUUCCUCUCCUCCUCGAUCCCAGCUACUCCCUGCACCAGGUCGUUCUUGCCGCAGCCUCAGGCUUCCGUGAAACUUCUCCUCCCUCCGGCGCCGGGGCUAGUGAAACUAGGCGGCGCUGCUGCGGCAGCCGCCGUGGCGAGGAGAGCCACGGAGGUAGGCCGGCCAGGGCGGUGCGUGGCGGCGUCCGCGUCAUCGUCCCCGGCCACGGCCGCAGCGGCGACGGAGGUGCCCUCUGAGAUGAAGGCGUGGAUGUACGACACCUACGGGGACGCUAGCGUGCUCAGGCUCGACGGCGCCGUGGCGGUGCCGGCCGUCGGGGAGGACCAGGUGCUCGUGAAGGUCGCCGCCGCCGCGCUUAACCCCGUCGACUCCAAGCGCCGGGCCGGCAAGUUCCAGGCCACCGACUCACCUCUCCCUACCGUACCGGGGUACGACGUCGCCGGCGUCGUGGUGAAGGUGGGCAGCCAGGUCAAGAACUUCAAACAAGGGGACGAGGUGUAUGGCAUGAUCAGCGAGAAGCCCCUGGAGAGGCCGAAGCAGUCCGGCUCGCUGGCGGAGUACACCGCCGUCGAGGAGAAGCUGCUUGCGCUCAAGCCCAAGGGCCUCGACUUCGCGCAGGCUGCCUGCCUGCCGCUCGCCGUCGAGACCGCCAACGAGGGCUUGGAGCGGGCGGGCUUCUCCGCUGGCAAGUCCAUCCUCGUCCUCGGUGGCGCCGGCGGGGUCGGCUCCCUUAGCAUCCAGCUGGCAAAGCAAGUCUACGGCGCGUCCAAGGUGGCCGCAACGGCCAGCACCAAGAAGCUCGAGCUCCUGAAGAGCCUGGGCGCCGAUGUCGCCAUCGACUACAUCAAGGAGAACUUCGAAGACCUGCCGGAGAAGUACGACGUCGUCUUCGACGCAGUAGGUCAGGGCGACAAGGCCGUCAAGGUGGUGAAGGAAGGAGGCAGUGUGGUGGUCCUCACCGGCGCCGUCACCCCUCCAGGGUUCCGGUUCGUGGUCACCUCCAAUGGCUCCGUCUUGGAGAAGCUCAACCCUUACCUAGAGUCCGGGAAGGUGAAGCCGGUCCUCGAUCCGAAGGGACAGUUCCCCUUCUCGCAGGUUGUGGAGGCAUUCUCCUACCUUGAGACCGGGAGAGCUACCGGCAAAGUAGUCAUCUCUCCCAUCCCAUGACUCCAUUAGAGCUGUAAAUUGCAGAGUUUGUUCGCUGGCCAUUUGAGAGCCUGUCUAAAACGAUGUUUAUUUCAGGUACAGUUGUAGAAUUACAGAAGUUGUACAUUGUGAUGAUUGCUGAACCACUUAUGGACGCCUCAUUUAUGUGUGAACGGGCACAUACAGUAAGGUCCCUUUGUUGUUA